AUGAUUUCCAUAAUUUCUUUUGAGCUUUAAGGGAUAUAAACAUUCUUAUACAUUUUGCCUUGUACCAGCUACAUUCACUUUAAUUAUAACCAUUUUAUACUUUCAAGGGAUAUCGUAUUUAUAAUAGAGAUAGUAAACCUUCAAGUUUUGAUUAUGAUGACAAUUUUAAUUGAAUUUGCAAAUUUCUAUCAACAUUUUGAAUUUGACAACUUGAAUUUGUGUCAUUACUAUAUUUGCUUAAGUUUACAAAUAAUAUUUUGCCGCGUGAUGCUUAUAUUUUCAGAAAGGUUAUUUAUCAGAGCCAUCUUGUUAAGUUAAAUUGCUCGAUGUCUUGAUAAUUAACUUCUUGUAACAAAAUUUGUUCUGAAUUACAAUUAUCUUGGGGUUACUUUCAAAUAUUUGGAGGAAAAUUGUUAAUUCAUAAAACUAGUACUGAUGGUAAUGCUUGCACAAGAUCUUGAAUAGAAUACAGUUAAACUAUAGCUUAAACUGCUACACUUGACUUUUUGUUGGAAAAAAAUUUCUAAUUAUGAAUUAGUGAUAUUUGGAAUGCAAAUUGAUGAGCUACUUGUAAUACUUUCCUUUCAUUCUAAUAGUUCUGUUGUUGAUUUUUAUAAUCUACUAUACCAGUAAAUAAAGCCCCAAUGUUUGAAGUGCAUUUUAUUGCUUGAUAUAUAUAAAUUUGAUGUAACAUCGGCACCCUCUGCAUUCAUUUAAUGUCUUAAUAAUUAUGAGAACCUUUCAUAUUGCAUAUGUAUUUAGUAAUAACAAAUCUAAAUGACAUCAAAACUUUUUAAAUCAAAAAUAAAUUAUCUACUUGGAUAAUAAGAAUGCAACCAUAAUUUUUACCAUUUGUAAAGACCAUGCUGUUUUAAAUCUUAGUAAUAAUUAUUGAGUGUUGGCUUGUGUUUAACUUUCUUUAUUAAUUUACAGCAGUAUUGGCUUAUUAGUUGUUUAUUGUUACCUUUGUAAUAUUUGACUUAAUAGGAGAGAGUGUUGAUAUUUUUACAGCUACAAAAUCUUGACAGUAAGAAUUAUUUAUUGAUGCUCUUUUAUAACUGUACAAUUAGGUAUUAUAUGUUCUUUAACGUUAGUGUCCUAAAUUGCUCAAAUGAACUGAAGUUGAAAUACUUUUUACUCAAAUAUUACUAAUCUACUUUUAUUGCCAUAACAAAAAUUUUCUUGAGCACUUUAAUGGUGAUUAAGAUUAUAUCCUGUGAAGUGCGUUAGCUAGACACAGCAUACAAUGGUGGCUAAAUUUUAAAUUGCAAAAUCUAGCAACUUAUAUCUGUAUAUAUAUUAAUUAAAAGCAAAGGAUAAUGUGGUAGUUUUUUUUUAACAGAUAGAAAAUCGAUACGAGUAAAUACGAAUAAAAUAUUCAUAAAAUGUAUUAAUCUGAGUUUAUCUAUUCCAGCAAAAUUGCUUCUACCUAUCCAGAUUGAUCAAAAGACUUCUAAAACAUAAUAAAUUUUAGUUGUGUUGAAUCUUUUGUCCACAACACUCACUUAUUACUUUACUCAUCAUUUUAGAAAUGGUAUAAAUAACCCUUCUAUUCAGAUAUUACAUAUGAUAAUCAAGUAUUCAAGCUCUGGAGCUAUACUAAGCACAUUCUCUACAAAGCUUUAUCAUAUACUGAAAAAUACAUUUGAGCGUAUCUUAAUUAUCUUUAUGUUGGGCAAAGCUAAGUACAUAUUUAACAAUUAAAAUUUAAUUGAUUAGUUAAUAGCCGGGACUUAGUUUGAAAACUACAAUAUUGCUAGAGGAAAAAAAUUUACUGCUCGAUUCUAUAGAUAUCCUAAUUCAACCACUCAAAGUUAUCAAUAAACACACUCUUUUUUCAAAUCAUAUGCCAGCUCUAUUAGCUACUAGUACAAAUCACAAAAGCAUAAACGCUUCUUUUUACAAAGGCUAAUUGUUUCCAGAAAAUCUCAUUAAUACUCGUAUUUGAUACAAGAUAUUUGUUAGGCAACUACAGAGUCUGGCUUGUAUUAAUAAAUUCUAAAUGCAACUUCUGAUACCUUUACUGACUGUUAUAUGUUUACCCAAUAAUAUGAGUAACAUUGUUAAGACAUUGCAAAAUAUGACUCAUACACUGUGCAAAAUUAAAUGUAAAAGCUCUUGCAUGAAAAUGAUUAACAAUUUAGUAUGUACAUCAUUUGCAAAAUUUAUACUUCAAGAUAAGUAAAAGGUAAUUUCAGCGAAAGGAAGAUAAUCGCUAUUACUGACAAAUAGACAUUUUGUUAACAUCAACGAUUUGAACCUUUGGAAACUAAAAGACUAUUUAAAAUUAUUAAUCCACUUUCUAACGCAAAUUUUUCAUAACACUUUAUGUGCAUCAAGUGCAAAGUGUAAUGUUAUCGUAUGGAAUUUUACUUUCAAAAGACUAAUUGUGGCAGUUUUAAGAAGUCUAGACAGCGAGAAAUGAAGACCCCAAGAACAAGAAAUACUUUAUUUAGGAUCAUAAAUAGAAAUUUGGGAAAUGCAAAGGAUUUAAGCACCCUAUCUUAAUACUUUGAAGAGUUAUUUGAACAUCAACUUCUGCUUGGAGUUGAUGUUUAAUUUAAAUAAAAUCAAUCAUAAAGAACAACAUUUGUCCCAUCCAAUAUUAUUUUAAUCAGAUUACAGUUUUUACACAACACUAUCCAAUGGCUCGCAAUUUUUAUUUAACAAUUGCUUGCUUCCAAUGAAACAAGACUCUCGAUUCACCAUCGGUUGAGGAUUACAAUUUUUUAUUAAAGCCAUCAAUGUAAUUUGUGUGUUAAUAAAAGAAUCAAUAAGUUAGCAAUGCUUUUGGGCUUAAGUGUAUAAAUAUCAGUGCCUUGGUUUUUAUUUGAUAAUAUCAAAUAAACUCUUAAAUAUUGCCUUAUGUGUUAAGACAGAGUCGCUCUUAUAUUAAGAGAUUUCUUUUAAUUCCGUUCUAUAGGGCUAGAAUUAGUUCGUCAAAUUCUUGCUUACUUUAUUCCUUUUCAGUAUGAAUUUCUCAGAAUUAUAUUCUCUAUGACAAGAUGA
This is a messenger RNA of Paramecium tetraurelia, 3009 nucleotides long. RefSeq lists its product as uncharacterized. NCBI's taxonomy places the organism in Eukaryota, Ciliophora, Oligohymenophorea, Peniculida, Parameciidae. The record is from RefSeq and is a predicted model, not a curated record. The transcript is spliced from 9 exons.